GCUCCCGGCCGGGCGUCGCUCCUCCCCCCCUUCCCUUUCGCACCGGUCUCCACCCAGAGGGGGCCGCCUCUCUGCGGCCGGCCAAUGCUCUGCAUCUUCCUUUGCGCGUUUGCCCUAUCGGAGAGGUAGGGGUGGAGUUCCGGGCGUCCGCCGCGCACCGAGGCUGAGCUCGCGUUUCUUCCCGCGCGCGUUGCGGGCUUGCGGUUGAGGCAAAUAACCCUUGAGUUUGAAUCCACCACUCAGGAAAAUUCAACCCCCAUUGUCUUUACUCACAUUCUGCAAACCAAACAUAAGAAUCCUGUAUCCUGUGGUAAGAGCCACAGCAGCAGCUCUGGGGUUCUGCUGUUUCCUGAUCUGUACUAACAGGAUCAAGCAUUAUUUAUAAUAACCAAGAUGUAAACGCAACCCAAGCGUCCAUUGAUAAAUAAAUGGAUAGAGAAGUGACACACAUACACACAAUGGGAUAUUAUUCAGCCACAAAGCAAGAAGGAGAUCUUAUUUUUACUACGCUUGGAUGCUCCUCCUGACAUGGAGAAGAUUGAGGAACGUUUUGCUAACCUGAACAUUGUUAAACGUUCCACAGGAAGUAAAGAGCCUACUUAUCUGCUUGGCAUAGACACAUCAAAAACUGUAAAAGCAGAAAAAGAAAAUUUGGUUGCUGUUUUAUGUUCUAAUGGAUCUAUCAGAAUAUAUGACAAAGAAAGGUUAUACAUACUACGAGAAUUUAGUGUAUAUCCUGGACUUCUUAAUGGAGUCAAAUUUGCAAAUUCUUGUGACAGUAUAUAUUCAUCAUGUACUGAUGGCACCGUAAAAUGUUGGGAUGCUCGAUUAGCCAGUGAAAAACCUAUCCAGCUGUUCAAGGGUUACCCUUCCAAUAUUUUUAUUAGUUUUGAUAUCAACUGUAAUGAUCAUGUUAUUUGUGCUGGUACAGAAAAAGUUGAUGACGAUGCAUUGUUGGUAUUUUGGGAUGCAAGAAUUAAUUCUCAGGAUUUGUCUACUACUAAAGACCCACUUGGAACAUAUUCAGAGACACAUAGUGAUGAUGUCACCCAAGUAUGCUUCCAUCCCAACAAUCCCAACAUGGUUGUCUCAGGUUCAACUGAUGGCCUAGUAAAUGUAUUUGAUAUUAGUGUUGACAAUGAAGAAGAUGCACUGGUUACUACCUGUAACUCAGUUUCAUCGGUAAGCUGUAUUGGUUGGUCUGGAAAGGAUUAUAAACAGAUUUACUGCAUGACACAUGAUGAAGGAUUUUGUUGGUGGGAUCUUAAUCAUCUGGAUACUGAUGAACCAAUUACAUGUUUGAACAUCCAGGAUGUCAGAGAAGUAAUUAAUGUGAAAGAAGGUACUUUAGAAUAUUUAAUUGGUGGCCUAUAUCAUGAAAAAAUGGACAAAUUGUUUGUUGUUGGAGGAACAAACACAGGAACUAUUCACUUGAUGAGCUGCACUACAUCAGGAUUGAUCCAUGUGACCAGCCUUCACGGAGGGCAUGCUGCUACAGUCCGUUCUUUCUCUUGGAAUACGCAGGAUGAUUCUUUGCUAACUGGAGGAGAAGAUGCACAGUUGUUACUUUGGAAACCUGGAGCAAUAGAGAAGACAUUUACGAAGAAAGAUAGCAUGAAAAUAGCAUCCUCUGUGUCCCAGCGAGUUCGAGUUCACAGUAAUGAUUCUUAUAAGAGAAGGAAAAAGCAGUGAUAUGUUGUUGGGAGUUUGAGAGGUUUUUAUGUAGAGUUGCGAGUCAUUAUUUUUGUGUACUACCUGUGAUAGAUAUGUUUAAAGCUCAUAUGUAAAAACAAGCCAAUUAGCAAACAGUCCUGGAAAAAUGUUGAAAAUGGUUUAAUUCAGGUCUUCAUGUAUUCUAAAAUUAUUUUUUUAAAGCUGCCAGUUGAGUAUAUAAUCAGUGAGUUGAAAGUAAAAUUACAUUCCUCAUUUUUAAAACCCAUCUGUUGAGUUAGUAAAUGUUGGGUUUAAAGAAAUAGCUUUGAUAAGGACUUUUUAAAAGUAGAUGGCUGGUAUGACUUUAAAAAAUCAGGUGGUUUGAGCUAUGUUUUUUAAGUUUAGUUUUUUUUUUACAUUUUAAAUCAUCUUCAUUAUUUAUAAAACCAAAUCAGACUGUUUUCUGUAGGAGCUCCCACUUGCUUAAUACACAUAGAUUAUGUUGGAGUAUUUAAAUGUAAAUAUGCUAAUGAUUCUAAAUAGAAUUAAAAUUUUUUAGAAAUAAAGUGAUUUGCAUCUAUUUAAGAAGGAUA
Messenger RNA from Canis lupus familiaris (dog), 2246 nucleotides. It is a transcript of the gene WDR89, whose product is annotated as WD repeat domain 89. Gene Ontology annotation, molecular function: protein binding. NCBI's taxonomy places the organism in Eukaryota, Metazoa, Chordata, Mammalia, Carnivora, Canidae. The transcript is spliced from 5 exons. The record is from RefSeq and is a predicted model, not a curated record. The coding region runs from base 529 to 1692 and encodes 387 amino acids.